Molecule: messenger RNA, 880 nt
Organism: Medioppia subpectinata
Lineage: Eukaryota; Metazoa; Arthropoda; Arachnida; Sarcoptiformes; Oppiidae
Source: the annotation of a GenBank genome assembly
AAGAAUGGCGGUAAUAUUGAACACACUUCACGCCAGAGCGGCGACCAGGAUCAGUUUGCGCACGUUUCGGCUAUCGGGCCCAUACAAAGUCACCCGGCCAAACACGUUAAGGUCGUUGAAUACCAACACCACUGCCACCGGUUCAUCACAUUCAUCAUCUAGAUGGUGGCAAAUUUUAUAUACGACGGGAGCGGUGGCCGUCGUGGGCGCUAUCGGCCUGUACUGCGCUCUCAACCAGUCGGUGAAGGCGUCGGGCCUGGAGUUGCAUCCGCCCGCCUAUCCCUGGAGUCACAACGGCUUUAUCAAAGGCUUUGAUCAUCAGAGUAUUCGCCGGGGGUAUCAGGUGUACAGACAGGUAUGCGCCGCCUGUCAUGGCAUGAAGUACGUGUCCUAUCGGGAACUGGUGGGUGUGUCCCAUACGGAGGCCGAGGCCAAGCAGGAGGCCUCAGAGAGCCAAGUGCUGGACGGCCCGGACGACACCGGGAAGAUGUUUCUACGGGCGGGCAAACUGUUCGACCGCUUCCCGUCGCCCCAUCCCAACGAAGAGGCCGCCCGCGCGGCCAACAACGGCGCCCUUCCGCCCGAUCUCAGCGUUAUUGUGCUCGCACGAGACGGCGGCGAGGACUACAUAUUCUCGCUGUUGACCGGCUAUAUGGAGGCGCCGGCGGGUGUGGUGUUGGCCGACGGCAUGCACUUUAACCCGUACUUUGUGAGCGGUUCGGGAGCCAUAGGUAUGGCACAGGCGUUGUUCAGCGAUAUGAUUGAGUACUCAGACGGGACGCCCGCCACUCAGAGCCAGUUGGCCAAAGAUGUGGUCACUUUCCUGUCGUGGGCCGCGCAGCCCGAGUUCGACACUCGCAAAAAGGCCGCCAUCGAUGUG